AUGAGCAAAUACAUGAUAUUGCGUAAUCCCAAAUACAAUACAACAAAGUUCCACAGUAACGGCCGGCUAGAAGGAGCGUCGGUGAAUAAACGCACCAAGCGCAGUUUAACGUCGAACGAACUAGCAUUUUUACAAACCGUGGACGACAAGGUCGAAGCAGCACAUUUACAAAGGACUCUGCCCACGGUUCCAAGAAGUAAACCAAAAUUUGAGAUCAGUGAAGAAAAUGUCGUCUGUGCGGAGAACGCUACGACGACCUGCAGAAGGUCAAUCCUGGAACGGCCACUCCUGUGCAAGUCUUGA
This is a messenger RNA of Macrosiphum euphorbiae (potato aphid), 303 nucleotides long. The record is from the annotation of a GenBank genome assembly. NCBI's taxonomy places the organism in Eukaryota, Metazoa, Arthropoda, Insecta, Hemiptera, Aphididae.